Messenger RNA from Spirometra erinaceieuropaei, 588 nucleotides. NCBI's taxonomy places the organism in Eukaryota, Metazoa, Platyhelminthes, Cestoda, Diphyllobothriidea, Diphyllobothriidae. The record is from the annotation of a GenBank genome assembly.
AUGCGGACCCACCUAUACUCUACCUUCGUGGACCUGACGAAAGCCUUCGACACGGUGAAUCGUGAAGGACUGUGGAAGAUCAUGCAGAAAUUCGGCUGUCCAGAGCAAUUCACUCAGAUGGUGCCUCAGCUGCACGACGGUAUGAUGGCGCGAGUCACGGACAACGGAGCUGUCUCAGAGGCAUUCGCAGUGACCAAUGGAGUGAAGCAGGGAUGCGUGCUGGCACCAACCCUCUUCAGUCUUAUGUUCUCUGCCAUGCUGAUGGACGCCUACCGCGACGAACGCCCUGGAAUCCACAUCGCCUACAGAACGGACGGUCAUCUCCUGAAUCAACGGCGCGUGAACUUCCAUGCGCGCGUAUCCACAGCCACCGUGCACGAACUCCUCUUCGCCGACGACUGCGCCCUGAACACCACCUCCGAAGCGGAGAUGCAACGCAGCAUGAACCUGUUCUCCGCCGCCUGCGAGAACUUUGUGCCGGUUAUCAACACGCAGAAGACGGUGGUGAUGCACCAACCUCCGCCCAACUCAGCCACAGCCCUCAACGCGCCGCAAAUCAGCGUGAAUGGGACCAACUGCAAGUGGUAG